GACAUGUUGUACAUAGAGGUCCAAAUUGAGUACGGCAGUGUCAAAUACGAGCGAGGUAUGAAAGUAAGUAUAUCAUGAUGAUGAUCUCUACUGGUGCACGAAAAAUGUCAUCUACUGGUGGUAAAGGGUACCAGGCUUGUGCUUCGUGUCAUUGUUUGCCACUUGUAGGACCUGAAAGUUUCAGUUCCACACUGCCGUCCCGCCUUACUUCCCGCGCGCCGAGGGGCGGGGGCUACGGCAGUUUCUAUUGUCAAUAAGCCGCGCGGAUGUACUGUGGAUGCUUCAAUCAUUAUCUGAACAAGAAAGAACAGACUUUAUAACUUUCCCUCCGUUCGAGGCUAAGUGUCAUACACGUUUGCAAAUGCCAUCUAGAACGCAGUCACUAAAAGCAUAAAACGGCAGUCUUUCCUCGUUAUUUCACGCUCUAUCACCCACACACCAAACAAGAAUCAGCUCGAGAAACAACAAUUCUUCAUUCAUUCCAUUUCAAGUCUAGAAAUUCCUUACUCUCCACCAUGCCUAAAGGAUCUUGCUUGUGCGGCGAUAUUCAAUAUGAAUACACAGGGGAACCAACCUUGACUGCUCUUUGCCAUUGCAAUGCAUGUCAAAAAUGGUGUGGGGCUACCUCCUCCUCCAAUCUUCUUUUAUCUCGAACUCAAUUCAAGCUCGUACAAGGAACUCCCAAGACAUUUGAGAUGCCCGGAGAUUCCGGAAAGAUCAACAAGCGGUCAUUCUGCGGGACCUGUGGAAGCAGCCUUUUUGGCGAACUUGAGCUCUUGCCUGAACUUAUCGGUAUCAAAGCUGGGACCCUUGAUAACGGUGCUGCUGAUUAUGGCAAAGUUGCGACUGAGUUCUACACGGAAAAACGAGUAGGCUUCUGUAGAGCUAUUGAUGGUGCAAAACAAGAGCCCAAGUUUGGGAACUAAGUAAAUACUUUCAUAUAGUGGAAGGGAUGAGAAAAAGUCGUGGUGCAAUAUUUGAGGAUGUCAUUUGCGUGGGGGGGGGGAUUUUCAGGGGAGGUCUUUGCAUAAAGUUUUAGGUUGGUUCUGGCAUUAUGUAGAAAUCAGAUACUAUUGGCAGCAUUUCUUCCGACUUCGUUAGUUUUCUUUGGUAAUAAUUGAAUUUCUUCCCCUGA
This is a messenger RNA of Botrytis cinerea B05.10, 1135 nucleotides long. RefSeq lists its product as hypothetical. The coding region runs from base 516 to 926 and encodes 136 amino acids. The transcript has 3 exons. Gene Ontology annotation, molecular function: carbon-sulfur lyase activity. The record is from RefSeq and is a predicted model, not a curated record. Lineage: Eukaryota; Fungi; Ascomycota; Leotiomycetes; Helotiales; Sclerotiniaceae.